This is a messenger RNA of Musa acuminata subsp. malaccensis (wild Malaysian banana), 922 nucleotides long. The record is from RefSeq and is a predicted model, not a curated record. NCBI's taxonomy places the organism in Eukaryota, Viridiplantae, Streptophyta, Magnoliopsida, Zingiberales, Musaceae.
CGUGUGGAAUAUCUGACGUUGCUCCGUCUCACUGCCGUCCCACCGCGUUAGCCGUCUCCCCGCUCCGCUGUCGGCAUAUAUCCAUCUCUUUCCGGCUCCGGUGCCCGUCGGUUCCUUUCUUCAUCUUCUCCCAUUCACCGGGAGAUCGGACGCGGGGAGAUGCCCUCCGUCGGAUCCAGCCGGGAAAUGGAAGGGCAUGAAGCCGCCGCUGCGUUCGACCGCGUCCUGUUGCUGGCCUUCUGCGUCGUCGGCAUCUGGUCCGCCUACAUCUACCAGGGCGUCCUGCAAGAAACUGCAUCGACCAAGCUAUUUGGGCCUGACGGGAAGCGGUUCGAGCACCUCUCCUUCUUGAACCUGGCGCAGAACGCGGUUUGCUUCUUGUGGUCCUUGAUCACGAUAAAACUGUGGUCGAGGAACUCUUCGGGGGUAGCUCCAUUGUGGAGCUACUGGAGCCCAAACAUCUCUAAUACCAUCGGUCCUUCCAUGGGAAUCGAAGCCUUGAAGUAUAUCAGUUAUCCCGCACAGCGACCAAACCUCAAAAGGCAUAGUGGCAAUAUGCAAGGCUUGCAUUUCAUCAAUCUUGGAUUAAGCACAUCGGGCGAAGUUGAUUAACACCACUCUAUAGAAGUUACAACUGUUUAAUGGAUUUGUUGGAGAGGAUCUCCCAAAAGGCAAAUCAUACAUCUACAUUAUAAUAGUAAGUCAAGACUCGAGAAAUCAAUAGUGACUAAAUAGCAAGUUAAGAUUUGGCACUUUUGCAUGAGUUUGCAGAAAUUUGCUACAAUUAUGUUCUUCUCCAGUUAUCCAGCUGUGUUCUUCAGCAAAAGUAGCAUUUGUUAUUUCUCCCUCGUGAUAAUCUCAAAUGUUUGAUCCUUCUAAUGAUUUCUCUUGUUGGGCAGCUAUUAUCAUCCUUUUGUUCACA